AUGUCCUUCGACAACCAUGGCUCCGCUUCCACUGCACGCAAUCCCCUCCCUCCCACGCCUGACUUCCAUCCCCCUUACAAGCCGACUCAAAACUCAUCUCACAGCAGUGGUGGGGAUCGUAGCAGAAAGCACCGCAAGUCCCUGAGCAUGACAUUCGACAGCAGCGGCCGUCCCGCCCCGAUCGACCCUUACUCUUCCACUCCUGACGACAACAAAUCUUUCGACUCAGAGCAAAGCAAAAGCCAAUCUCGUGACACCUCUCGCGCCGCUCCUGUUGCAGGCAGAAGGCACCGCAAGUCUCUGAGUAUGACGAUGGACAACCGUGGCGCCUCUCCCGCCGCAAACGACCCUCCCUUUCCCACACCAGACUUCAAUCGCCCUAUCUCGUCUCGUAUCCGCGCUCCCGGUCCCACUACCCGCCGCCGCAAUCUCCGCAAGUCUCUCAGUCUGUCAGCCAACAGCCGUGACAACGCUCACGCCUCGAAUUACCCGGCCACUCUAACUUCUGACGGCCGUGACAACACUCACACUCCAAGUUACCCCACCACUCCAACCUCUGACGGGCGGCGAACUCCCUCCCGCGUGCGCUUCAAUGAUGAGGUGGACGUUCUCAUGUUUGCUGACGUGGCAGCAGCUGCUGCCGCUGUUGCUGCUGACCUGGCAACCGCACCUCGUGACAUGACAGCAUCGGGUUCUAACCGUUAUAAGAACAAGCAUGGGCAUGCAGCAGCGGGUGAAUAUAAUGAGAUUGUGCACGGGUAUGGAAGUGACUCCGAAGGAGAGGAGAGGGGGGGGAUGGUUGAGGAGGAAAGGGAGCUUGUCUCAAGUGUUUCUCUCCCUCCCCUCAGCUUCUCCCUACUGCUGGCGCUGGAGGAAACCAGCACUGCCGUCUCUUCACCCACCAGGUUUCCCCGCAGCAAGAGCCAGAACUAG
This is a messenger RNA of Closterium sp. Naga37s-1, 933 nucleotides long. Lineage: Eukaryota; Viridiplantae; Streptophyta; Zygnematophyceae; Desmidiales; Closteriaceae. The record is from the annotation of a GenBank genome assembly.